CAAACGCACAUCAGGAUGGCCUCCGCAUCACUGGCACGCAGGAAGAGCCUCUCCACGCCACAGGCUUUGGCCCUGCUUCAGGAAAUGGACGCAGCAGACUCUGACGGAGGCGAGCUUUCGUUUGCCCGGCAGCUUGCUGAUGCCUCAUCGGAAGAGUCCGAAAUGGAGAUGGAAGAAAAACCCGACAUGCCUCCACGGAAGAUGCGCCGUGGUACCAGGAAGCCCUGUCCGAGUCAGACGGCAAAAGACGGCACUGUGUGGGUAGAGGAGGACAUUGGAAGUCGAACACCCAGUGCAUCAGCUAGACCCACAGAGUCUGCUAAGCGUAAAAUUACAAGCGUGCUCCAAAGCUUCCUCUGCCUGCUAGACGUGGGAAUGCUGCAGACCAUCACAGAGUGUACAGUCCAUCAAGCCCGCAGAACAGAGCCAGACUGGAAGCUGGCAAUUAAUGAACUGAUGGCAUUCAUUUCUAUUCUGUUUGUGAGGGCGAUCAUGUCUCCCAUUGGUGCCAUUACAGAUUGCUGGUCGGAAAACUUUCUGGUGCCAGUAAUCAAAGAGACAAUGUCCCGAGGUAGAUUCCUGACAAUUAUGCAACACCUUCGAUUUGAUGACAAGGACACGCGGGCAAAACGGGUGAAAACAGACAGAUUUUCUGCCAUCUCUGACAUCUGGACACGCUUCACUAAGAACUGUGCAGAGAGUUUCACGCCAGGAGAACAUGUGUUCAUACACGAACAGCUGUUCCCAACCAAGGUUCGUUGUCCAUUCACACAGUAUAUCGCGUCCCACCCGGACAAAUUUGGGAUCAAGUUCUGGAUGGCGACGGAUUUGGAGACCAAAUACAUCUGCAACGUGUCCCCUUACUUGGGAAAAGACCCCAGUCGUCAGAAGGGGGACAGGCUGGCAGAGAGCGUGGUCAUGAGUCUGAUGGAGCCAUUUCUGGACGACGGGAGAAAUGUCACAACGGACAGUUUCUUUACCUCACUGUCACUGUCAGACAGACUGCUUCAGCGCAACACGACUCUACUGGGCACAGUGAAUAAAGUUCGCCGUGAAUUUCCUCCAUCGUCGCGCAUGUAUUCAGUACGAGCAGCAACACGCAGGUGGCCAGUAGCUGUAUUUUAUAACAUGCUUGACCUGGCGGCGGCGAAUGCCUACGUUCUGUACAAGGCGUGUACAGGGUGGAAAGGCAAAAGAAGAUUGUUCCUGAGUCUUCUAGCCAAGGAACUGCGUUGCCGUUUCAUGCAGCAAAAGGCAAUGGAGACAGCAGGGUUUGCUGUUGCUGUGACAGGACUCGUACAGACAACUCAGUGCCAGGUACAAGAGAGCUGCAACAGAAACCGCAGCAGGUUUGCCUGUGUAAAGUGUCACAAAUUCACCUGCGGCAAAUGCAGGGACGAUAGUCACUGGGUCUGCAAACGCUGUGUGGGAGAGUAACCACUGAGACAAGAGGCAGAAAGAUGAUGAAGAGAUGAACCUGGAACUGAGGGACUGAAAAAACUUGCUAUUUUUACAUGAACAGCCAGAGGAGAGAACAUGCACAGCUGGAGAGAUCACAGAAAAACAAAAUUCACUUUUGGUUUUAUAAUUCAGUGAUGGCCAAUCAAAAUGAAAUGUCAUUAUUUCAUUCUGUACGUGUAUGAGGAUGUUAUCAACCAUGGACCAUGACUUUGUUAUGGAGCAUUCAGCUUUGUGUACAAACAUGCAUUGGAGACUGAAGUGUUACCAUGUUUUCAUUCUAUUCAUUUAAUUAUAUUAGCAA
This is a messenger RNA of Brienomyrus brachyistius, 1762 nucleotides long. RefSeq lists its product as uncharacterized. Lineage: Eukaryota; Metazoa; Chordata; Actinopteri; Osteoglossiformes; Mormyridae. The transcript is spliced from 2 exons. The coding region runs from base 16 to 1437 and encodes 473 amino acids. The record is from RefSeq and is a predicted model, not a curated record.